Acanthoscelides obtectus is the source of this 6962-nucleotide messenger RNA. The record is from the annotation of a GenBank genome assembly. NCBI's taxonomy places the organism in Eukaryota, Metazoa, Arthropoda, Insecta, Coleoptera, Chrysomelidae.
AUGUUGCUAUAUUUUGGGGAGGCGAAAGCACCUCCACCCCCCACUCUCCUCCGCUCCACAAAUCAAUCUAAUCAUGCGCACCGCAGCGCACGAACUACGAACAUUUUUAUAAUAAAUUUGCGGCUAAUUCUCGUCAGCGGGAAAACAAAAGAGUUUCUCUUCAGUCCAAGUGACUCUGCCGGAGACAUCGCACAACACGUUUUUGACAACUGGCCAGACGACUGGUGCCAAGAAGCUGUUUCAAAGGCUGAAAUAUUGAGACUCAUCUACCAGGGUCGCUUUUUACACAGUAACGUAACAUUAGGUGCUUUAGGGCUGCCCUUUGGUAAGACAACAGUGAUGCAUUUGGUGCCGCGGGAAACACUGCCGGAGCCUAAUUCACAAGGUUCCGUGCAUCAACGACAGAAAAGCAAGGGAGGCAACAGCAGUUGUUGUUCAGCAUCUUGUUGCAUUCUGUAAGCAAAUCCAGGACCGGAUGCAAGAUGUCCUUUCCGAUACUUACCUGUACAAUUCUGAAUGUUCAGCUACUAGUGCCGACAUAUAGAGACUCGGCCCCAGAAUCAAGAAAUAUUUAAGUGAAGUUGUGAUAUGUAAGUGUAAAAAUGUGCCAGACUCUUGAUAGUAUGUGGCGGUCAAGUCCGCGUCAUAUUUUUCCUUGUAAUUAUUUUAGAAUGGGGAUUGUAAAUGUUCCGCGUUAGGCCGGUCCUUGUAGUAAAAAAAUAAACAUGUAAAAAUGGUGGAAAGGAAAGUACUGGAAGGUUUUUGUGCGUUAUACAAUAAUAUGGUCAGAAAAACGUGGCAUAUUUAGCACAAAAUAAUAUGGAAAAGCUGUGUUUGAUAGAUUGUACGUCACUGCUUUUUGCAAAAUUAAGUGUCGUUUUCUCAAUGCGUUUUUUUUUUCUUCGCUCGUCUACGUAUUAAUUUCUCAGUCCUUUUAUGCAUUAAAAGUCGAAUAUGUUCAACUUUUCAGUUAAGUAAAAAAUAAGAAUUUUUGUUGACUCGAAAAUGCCUAUGACACGACGAAAAAAAUGUUGAUCCAUGUUUAAUCUAAAUCUCAAAUGAGACCUUUUGAAUAUUAUUAGUUGAAAUUUGGCACAAUAAUCCACCAAUACUUUCAUUUCUCGCAUUCCCUACUACAAUGACGCGACUAAGCAUCUAUCUUCCCACUCAGGUUCAGUGUUUGUCGAUCAAACGCAAAACUUGAGUGGAUAAAUGUGGUUAUCCUGUCCAGAUUUGUGUUCAGUAUUAUUAUAAUUUUUUCAUCUAUAUGGACGGCUUUAUCGAAGCUAUUUUCAUUUUCUAGACAGGCCAGUUACGGGUAAAAAGAGCAAAUUAGUAAGAAUUUAUGAGCAGACGUUGUGCAAAUAUUUUGAUUCGAAUAGUCAUAUCAUCCAAAAGUCGUUUUCUAUAUAAUAGUAAUUAUUUUAUUUAAAAAAAGGACCACGAAAAAGUAGUAACGGCCUUUUAUAAAUGUUUAUGCAAUUUUUUGGAAAAAUUAUUAACAAAAUGUUAAAUGUUAAUUUCCUGUUUCCUGUUUUGAAAUAAUUUUAUUAUAUUAUAUUUUAUGGAAUUAUCAACAAAGGAAUAUCACCUGCUAUUAAUAGUUCUCAUUUUGGAAAUUUCCGUUUUUAAAUAAUUUUGAACUGACUGUGAGUUUAGAGUCUGUUAAUUAUUUCUUCAACAAAUUAGUGUAAUAUUCAAUAUCCAUUUGUUUUAUAAUAAAGUCGUUAUACUGUUUUAAUUUUAGUCCCACAUUCAUUUGAAAAAAAUGAUAACAGCUUUACGAUCACUAACAUACUUCAUCGAGUUUUGAAAAAAUCUCUAAACCAACAUUAGAACUUCCACCAAAUUACCUAAAAUUUCAAGUUAGAAAUAUGAGUUUAUCGUAACAUAUCAAUUAUUAUCAAUGAUGAGUUAUUACUUAAUUUAUUGUAUUACAUCUUGAGUAAAUAGGUUUAUUGCAGUCUCUAACUUACAGUCAUAUUAAUGACAGUUUUAUAACAAUGAAAACAUGAGUAACACUUGUAAUAAUCAUGACUAAAUAUGUAUUUUUUGGGAAAUACAUGUAGAGUUUCUUACUGACUUACAUUGAGGGUGAAUAACUUUUCUGAUACAGUCUCUCAAAUAGUUUUUGGAAAAACAAAAGAAUGCUUCAUUUAGUAUCAUGACUUUCAAUUAUUCCUGUUAUAUUUGCUUUCAACUUUAUUCUCUUAUAUUUUCUGACACUGGCCUAUUCUUAGAACUGAACAUAUAAUUUGAUUCCUAACAAUUGUACAUACCAUGUCAUUUCGAUUUUUUUAAUUUAAAAAAAUUAAAAAUCUCCCAAAUAUAUCUCGAGAUACGUUGUUCAAACAAAACUUUAUCAAUUGUAAAUAUUUUUAAAUUCUAAGUGAAGGUCUCCGUAUGUAUCCUUGUGUAAAUAUUAUAUUAAUAGUAGGUUUUAAAACGAAUAUAAAAUUACUUAAGGGAUGAUCAGUCACAGAUACAAAAGAUACAGACAGAGUGAACUAGCAGUACUGUCUAAGUCGUCAGGUGAUGGUAGGAUUUCAGGGUGAAUCAAAUCUAUUAGGCCUAGAUCCAAUAAUGUUCUCUAUCCCAGCAAACCCAUAGUUGCUUUUUAUAAAUGCUCGAUACAGGGCGUUUCGUAAUAGAAUGUCAGUAUUUAAGGGUGCGAUUUUUUGGUCCAUCUCAUAAAGAAAUUCAUAUCAACUUUUGAGAUACAGUGUGGUAAAGUUUUCAAAAUAAAUUUAUUUUUAAGUUCUAAAAUACCACAUCCGAUAUUUUUUAAUAAUCGCCAGUUUUGUUCGGACGCCACUGAUUUCUCUUAAUUUUUUUUUCUAAGCAAACGCUUGAUUUUUUCAAUUCCAUGCUCAGUUUUCCCUUAAAAAAAUGACUGAUUAUAUGCACGAUCAUGACAAUUUCGAUAAUAUGACAAUAUCACUAUGCAGAUAUCUUUUACAAAAAAAAAAGUGAUAUGAGUGAUAUUUUUCAGCGUGAAUAUUACCAAUUUCCAUUUUUUCUUUUUACUAAAAAAUGGUACAUCUGAGGAGAAAAUAAUAAGAGUUUAUGUGGAAAUUAUGAAGUUAACUAGAAGUAAUAUCUACCUUAAAAAAUAUCAGUUCUUUACUAGCGUCUCGUAAAAAACUCACGAGAUGUUUGCGGCGCCACUGGGGACGCAGUACAAUAACUUUUUGCACUAAAAUAUGCCAUUUUUAUAUCUUUUUAAUUCAAAAUAAUAUCUAAAGUACCUUCGAAUAUAUAAAAUAAAAAACUUUUCUCUUAACAAUUGAACAUUCUGUCGUAAGUUGAAGCCAUAGAGCGGCGAGCACCAACUAGGAGAACUCAAAACUAAAUUAAUAUAUAUAUAUAUAUAUAUAUAUAUAAGCUUUUAUUCAUAAAAUUAUUUGAGAAAUCUUAUACUGGAGUAUUGGCAAGUCAUACCUGUCGACCUCCGUUAUUAGGUGUCAGCUUUGUCAGAUCUCGGACUGUUGCCGCAGGUUAGCGGAUUUCUUUUUCUGUCAUUGAUGAAUUCUGAGAAUACGAAAUCUUCAGAAUAUUUGCGAAGGAAGUCGAGGUGUGAUCUUUCAUUGGACCAUGUGUCAUGCCAUGAUUAACAAUAAAAAAAUUUCCCUUAAAAGAAAAAUGGAGUCCGUUUUCAUUGAUUCUGAAGGAAUUACUGCAACACUACUUGACAACAUGGCUACGAGGAUGAAAAUAAACUCCGCGGGGCCGGAAGCAAAAACUUUUUAGGAUGCCUCCUAAAAGCCAAGAAUAAAAUUGAACAUGCCCUGUGACAACGAAAUUCGGCGGUAAACAAAAAAUACACUAUCGUUGUACAUCUUUGAGAAUAUUUUAAUCAAUGUUGAAAUGUAUAUUAUGGUUGUCCAAAAAUAUGUUUAUUAACGUCUUUCUUUGAUAACUAGCUUUAAUAAGAAACUCUAAACUAUGGAUUUUUUGAUGUAGAUAGUGUUAUGGAUUUAGGCCUACAAAGAGAAUGCUGGGUAUUCCUCAUGUUACCAUUUUCUUACAGCUUUUGUCUCUGAAAUGUUACCUACUAUGAAUACAUUGUCUCAAAAAAGUAUUCAUACACUGGGUCAGGGAAUAUAUCACAGAACAGAAUCUGUUUGCUAACCAUGAUCACUAUAGAUCAACUAUAAUACAAUGACACAUUCAUACAUAGGCACCUUUUGGAAUUCCAUUUUUCGAUUAGGCGUUUAUGCAUUUCGAGUGGUAUUUUGCAAAUAACGCGAGUAAUAAUAAUUUCUAAUUCCUCGAUCGCACUCUCUUAUCCGUGUAGUCAUAGACUAAAGGAAAAAGUCUAGAAGUGUAAAAUCACACAAUCUAGGCGGUUCAUCUAAUGCACCAAUAAAAACAAAAAAUUAGCUGCUCGCCGAAUUCUUGUCGCAGUCAACCAUGGUUUCACGAGCAGUGUUGCAAGCAGCGCCACGCCGUCAUGUUAGAACCAAGUAUUUUGAAGAUUGUGGGAUCAAAUUUCAGGUAGCAAAUAGUGUAUUUCAUUGUUCAUUCUCUUCAGUGGCUGUAGAAUGUCCAAGAUUUCUUCUUGGCUGGUUGUAAAUUAUUGCGGCGUCCGGUAUACCACACCAUCAUCUUAUAUUGCUCGACCAACGUAAUCUGCCGGUACCUUUAUUUUUAAUAGUCCCACUUUACGUUGUUUUACAAUUUCCAACAGCUGUCUUUCUACACCAUACUUCCUUAACACUUCUUAAUUUGUGAUCUGAGCUGACCAGGGAAUACGAAGGAGUCGACGAUGUGUCAAAAACCUUGAUUCUGUUCAUAGUUCUUGCUCUGAGUGACCAUCAUCUGUAACGUUUUAUUGCACGUAUUCUGGGGUUCAGUGGCAAAUGGCUUCGCUAAGCAUGGUGUACUAACGGUCGCCAAAUAGAAGUGAAAUGAAUGAUGAAUGAAAUGCACGCACACGUUAUCGAAAAUUGGAAUUCCAGAAUAAACCACUUUGACAGUAUUACCAGCCUACAUUUGAAAGAAAUGAUAUUCAAAAACUGAAUGUCAAGAAUGCUUAAUACCUUGGAUAAUAAAGAUAACCUGAGAAAGUUACUGUUUUAUAUAUUUUUUCUUUUUCAAAAACUACUCCUCGGGUUUUCAAUCGCAAGUUAAUUUUCAAGUUGGGUAACUUUGAAAUUGACUAUAAGUUGCCCGAAAACUCUUUUCAAGUUCUGUUUACUUAACGUGUAAUCGUUGAUGAUACUUCUGUGCUUUCUGUAAUGCUCUAUAUUUAUGUCUCGUGUCAUCCGUGGCAAAUCAUGUCACUGUCGUGGUAAACUGACAUUGACCUUGCCGGAAAUUGGAAAACCGGGCCUAAAUAUUAAAUAUGGUCUUGGUGUAAUGCUUUCUUGCGGUAGUGUAUUCGACGACUUGUGAUCGCUUUUUGUACACAAAACAGAAUACUCAUUUGAUCUCAAGAGACGCAAAUGAAUUAAUUACAUUUGUUCGAUACUGAUAUUAUUGACCUAUGGUGUAAACUUAGCAUUCUAGAGACCUGUUCAAUCUUAUAGAGUGCAAACAGUCUUUUUUGAGAUCAAUUUUUCAACAGCUGUUUCAUAUCAAUGAAAACCUAUUUGAUUGAUUAUUAGAAAAUUCUGAAACCAUGAAACUUAUAACCAUGGUUCAUGGUGAAAUAUUCUCCAUAUGUCUCGAUCGGCUUCAUAGACAAUGGAAUAAUUUAUAGGGUGGCAAAAGCUCAUUAACUUUUAUGAUUUUAGGAACUGUGGAAGAAAAUAAUAACUAGAGCUACCUGCACAAGAAAAUUUUUGGGGAAUAAAAUAGUUCAACGUUUCUACAUUUUCUGAAAUCAAUCCAAGUCACAAACUCUUACUUUUUCUAAAAUUCUUGAGACUUCAAUUUUUACUACCCUUUAAAUCUUGUAAACAUAUUUACCACAAAAACCUGAAAAGACUGUAGAUAUCCGUACUGGAGUAGCACAAUGAUUCAUUAUUACAUAGCCACUCUCGUAUGUCUAACUCUAAUAUGUCAAAGAUCUGCAUGGUACUGAUGAUUCCCAGUGAGAAAAAAACAGUACUGCACACGAUUGGUGUUUCUGGUUGAUGCUAAACAUUGAAUGUCAAUGUCUGCAGAAGGCUUGAAUUCUACCUUUCAGAUUAUGAGCUCAAAUUAACUCGAUGAAAAGCCAAGGAACCUUAAAUGUGAGUGUUGCCUUAGCAUCAAACUCUUCUGUACUUCUGUGUUACAUAUGAAUGCUGUUAUGUGAUGAUGAUAAUCAUUCUACAAAAAAAUAUCUUUGCGCUCUACAAAUCCAUCUCUAAAAUCUUAAGUAUACAGGGUGUUGCUACAGAAAAUACGCUGCUAAAUGUUAUAUUGUAGACAGAUUAUUUAUAACCUUUUUUUGGAAUGAAGGAAUUUGAUCCAGAUGAUGCGGUGCGGUGUAGUCAGAACUUCCAACCUUAAGGAAUUUUCAAAAAUAACAUAAUUGGCUCUAAAAUUGUAAUAGAAUCCUCAUACAUUUCUUCGACUACAGCACUUUCAUUAGACGCUUGGUGGCAUUUUUUACACCCCAACAAUAUUUCAAGCUGCACAAAGCUACGUGAGAUUAUUUAUUAUUUAUUAUUUAUAUCAAUCCAGAAAAAUGUGAAAAAUGCGAUUGAUAUUUGGAAAAGCUGCAUAAUAAAGAUAUCGAAUUCUAAUUGUUAUCAGUUUAAUCCAUUUUAUAGUGGUUGUAUAGGUGUUAAAUGUGAAAUAUAUCUAGAGAAAAAUGGACAGAAUGUUGAGACGAGGAGAGGCAAAAGUUAUGAACACCCUGUUAUAUUUAUUGUGAUUUUAUGAUAGUAAAUCUUUUUAUUGUAAAUAGACUUUUUAAUUGAUUCAACUGGAAAUAUAGGCAAUUUUAUUUUCAAUGUUUUUAUUAUACUUGUAUAUUUUUAGUUGGAUAGAUAUUUUUAAAUGACUAAUACAUGUAGUCUCUAUAUAAU